Messenger RNA from Aspergillus bombycis, 2595 nucleotides. RefSeq names its product extracellular developmental signal biosynthesis protein FluG (gene fluG). The record is from RefSeq and is a predicted model, not a curated record. Gene Ontology annotation, molecular function: hydrolase activity; glutamine synthetase activity. The transcript is spliced from 2 exons. Lineage: Eukaryota; Fungi; Ascomycota; Eurotiomycetes; Eurotiales; Aspergillaceae. Bases 1 to 2595 code for a protein of 864 amino acids.
AUGGAUCUCACUUCCCUUCAAUCCUGGAUUCAAACCCAUCCCCUCAUUGAUAACCAUGCCCAUAACCUCCUGAAGCGCGACGAGGCCUGCAAUUACGCCAAGUAUCCCUUUGAACAGAUCACGUCAGAAGCUCAGGGAUCCGCCCUGCGCAAUGCCCCCUCUACAUUACCACUACACCGCGCCGCCACACAGCUCGCCGCGCUCUAUCGCUGUGCCUCCUCCGACUGGGAUCAUGUCAAGGCGGCACGCGACGCAUGGGUACAGCGCGACUAUGACGGCCUGAUUCGCGAGUGUCUACAGGGCACGCAUACUUUGCUUCUCGACGAUCUACUCACCGACCAAGAUAUUGAAUCUUACGAAUGGCAUGACCGCUUCACCACAUCGCAGACCAAGCGGAUUGUGCGGAUCGAGACAUUGGCCGCCGAAACAAUUUCCACCCUGAUGCGGGAGGACGCCCGGCCUCAGCAAGGAGACGUCUCGGUGCUGCGGGAGCGGUGGGAGCAGUUCCGUGAGGGCUUUAAGCAACGUAUCGCCGAGGCGAUCGCAGACCCCGCAGUGGUGGGGUUCAAAUCGGUGAUUUGCUACCGAACUGGGCUUAACGUCCAGCCUACCGAGGACGGCGAUGAUACCCUUCUGCUAGAGUCAUUCGCGCGUACGGUUGGCCAAGGACCGGGGUCUGCAUACCGGGUGGAGGACAAGCGGCUGAAUGACUGGGUCGUACGUCAGACGCUCAAUCGCCUGCAGUCCGCUAAGGCCGCCGCCACCACAUCGGCCCCCAACAAACCGUUGCAGCUGCACACCGGACUGGGCGAUAACGACAUCGACCUAGUGCUCGCCAACCCGGCCCACCUGCAGUCAUUAAUCGCUCAGUACCCGGAAGUAGAUUUCGUAUUGCUGCACUCCUCGUAUCCGUACACGCGCGAAGCCGGAUAUCUGGCGUGUGUAUACCCCAAUGUCUACCUGGACCUGGGGGAGGUUUUCCCCAUGGUGAGCCGCGAUGCCCAGGAGUCCAUUCUGCGCGAGAGUCUGGACAUUGUGCCCACCACACGUCUGCUCUGGAGCACCGACGGUCAUUUCUUCCCGGAAACCUUCUACUUGGCCAACAAGCAGUUCCGCGAUGUGAUGGAGAAGGUCUUCGUCGAUUAUGUUCACCACGGCGAUUUUACCGUCGACCAGGCUAAACAGGCGGCCGCGGACAUCCUCUUCCACAACUCCAACCGUGCGUACAGCUUGAAUGAGAAGCUCGCUUACGAGGCACCGGUUUCGGCGAACUCCGUGACCGCCUCGUCGACCGCUACUCUCGAUGCAUUCAUGCGGGGCAAUCCCGAUGUCAAGUAUAUCUGGAUGCAAUUCAUUGACUACACCAAUACCACCCGAGUUCGGAUGUUCCCUGUCGCGGAGUUUGCCAAGAUCGUGCGCAAGCAACGACGGGUUGGCAUUUGUCUCUGCACCCAACUGAUGCUGCAAGAUGAUAGUGUUGCGCCGGAAGGGUCGGUGACAGGCCAAUUCUACAUGGAGCCAGACCUGUCCAGUCUUCGCCGCAAUGUGGGAAUCGACUCGAAAAGUGCCACCGUGAUGACCUACUGGAAGACGGAGGAAGGCGCCCCACUGCCCGGUUGUCCUCGGACGACUCUGCAACGGGUCACGAACAGCCUGCGCGAGCACGGGAUCGAGGUGACUUGCGGCUUUGAGAUUGAAGUCAUUCUUCUGAAGCCUACCACCAAUGAUGCGGGCGAGACCGACUAUGUGCCCGUGGUCCGGAACCACUCCUGGUCUCAAAUGACCAGCGACACCCGGAAGAUGGUCCCCCUACUGGAGGAGAUUGUCGAGGCCCUCGCAUCGACAGGCAUCCAUCUGGAGCAAUUCCACGCCGAAUCUGCCCCGGGCCAAUUUGAGUUUAUCCUGCCCCCAGGCUCGCCCAUCGCCGCGGUCGACACCCUGCUGAAAGCCCGUCAAGUUGUCACCUGUGUGGCCGAGCAGCACGGCCUCCGUGCGACGCUCCACCCCCGUCCGCUGCCCCACGCCGCGGGCUCGGCGUCGCACGCGCACGUCUCCAUCGCUCCCCCCACUCACGAAGAUGCCUUCCUCGCCGGCGUUAUGCGCCACUACCCAGCAUUGGCAGCAUUCACUCUGUCACAGGACGUGAGUUACGACCGCGUUAAGUCAGGUCUCUGGGCCGGCAGCGAAUGGGUCACAUGGGGCACGCAGAACCGUGAAACUCCGAUCCGCAAGAUCUCCCCGGGCCACUGGGAGAUCAAGACGCUCGAUGGACUGGCCAACACGUACUUCGCCAUCGCUGCCUUCCUCUCCGCCGGUUAUCUCGGCGUGACGGAGAACCUCCCUCUCACCGUCAAGGACUGUAUCCACGACGCUGCCAAAUUACCCCCAGCCGAGCGCGAAGCCUUGGGUAUCACAACCGCACUCCCCAAAUCUCUCGCUCAAAGUCUAGACGCCCUGGAGGCAGACUCCGCCCUGCAGAGCGUCAUCGGCGAAACCGUCGUCAACAACUACACCAGCGUCAAGCGCAUGGAGAGUAAACGUCUACUCGCCAUGGACGAAACCACCAGAAGAACGUGGCUUAUUGAACGUUAUUAG